AUCCAUCUCCUCUUCCAAACGGAAAACAUGGCGUUGGAGCUGCCAUGGCGCUGAUGUUAUACUAAACACUGACAGCUAACGUGCCACCGACCUUCCCCCCGCCCCUCUCACCUAUUUAUUUAUUUAUUUUUAAUAUACAGAAAAGCAAACAUCAACGGUGAUGGUUAUGGAAGAUGAUGAUGAAUAAGCAAGCCAUGGACGACGCAGAGGUGUAACUAAGCAGAGACAGACAGAGGGAACCUCUUCGUUGGAGCCUCCUUCGCCACCUUUGUCUCUGUACCUCCCACUUUAAUCCACCCCCCCCCCCCCCCCCCCCCCCCCCCUCUCUCUCUCUCUCUCUGCGAUUCCAUUCCUUCUUCCUCUCUCUUUCCUCCUCUCUGUUAGAUUCUCUCUCUCUCUUUCUCUCUCUUGUAAAUUCUUUAAUUUCUGGGUUUUUGUUGAAUCUCCAUUUUCCUCCGCUCUCUGAUCUCUGCGGCAGAGAUCAGAGACAGAGACGUUAACAAAGACAGCUACCGGGGUAGUGCCCAAUAUGGUUCGGGGCCUCCUCUCCUGCUUUGGCCGGGGCCACCCCUCAGCCUCGUCCUCCUCCUCCAAGACGUCCCCCGCCGGCGACCACCACACCGUGGCGGCGGAGGAGGCGCCAGGGGCGGGGGCAGUGCUGGUGGAGCUGUUCUCUUCGCAGGGCUGUGCCACCUCGCCGGCCGCGGAGAUGCUGAUCUCGAGGCUCGGUAGGGGGGACUUCGAGCAGGCGCUGGGCGGCCGGAAGGUGGUGGUGCUGGCCUUCCACGUCGACUACUGGGACUACAUGGGGUGGAAGGACCCUUACGGCUCCAGCAUCGCUACCGUGAGGCAGAAGGCCUAUGUGGAGGCUCUGGGACUCGACACCAUGUUCACGCCCCAGGUGGUGGUCCAGGGCCGGGCCCAGUGUAUGGGCAACGACGAGGACGCCCUGUUGGCCGCAAUCAACAGCGCCCCAAGGUUCCCUGCUCCGCCGUUCCAGGCUACUUUCCAGAGGCCUUCACCGGACUCCUUGCAAGUCAACCUGACCGGAUCCUUGCGGACCAAGGUGGACAGCAACGGUGUCAAUAUAAUGGUGGCUCUGUACGAGAGCGGAUUGGUCACGGAUUGCCCAGCUGGAGAGAACAAAGGGCGAGUCCUGUCGAAUGAUUUUGUGGUCAGGAAGCUCGAGAAGCUCUGCUCCGUGAAGGACAUCUCGCCCAAGAAGACGGUCUCAGGAACCGUUAACUUCUCACUGUGGGAUGGUUUCAACUGCGCGAAAUCUGGGAUCGCCAUCUUCGUUCAGAACAACUCUCAUCAGAUAUUCGGUUCCCAGAGCUUCCCCCUGCCGCAAAAUAUAUGAAAAGGAUUAAAGAUUACGACAUCUGUGUACAGUGUUAUCCGGCUUGGGUUAGGAUUAUUAAUGUGUUGCUUUCAUUCUUCCUCUUGGACAACUCGUUCUUUUUCUUUUAUCCGGACAUGAUGUAUUGUAGGAGAGAGGAAUUUGCGUUUCUUGUGAUCUAUUUUUUAGCUGGCCUGGAAAUGGUUUUCUAGUUUGGGAUCGAGUGAUUGACUAUGCCUAUGCUAAGCAUCCCGGUUGGGUUUUCUCGA
Molecule: messenger RNA, 1608 nt
Organism: Punica granatum (pomegranate)
Lineage: Eukaryota; Viridiplantae; Streptophyta; Magnoliopsida; Myrtales; Lythraceae
Source: RefSeq, a predicted model, not a curated record